AUGUUUGUCCACGCAGGUUUGGCUAUGAUGGCUCUACCAUUGGUGUUUGGUAGUCCAGCUGCACCAAUUUCACCACGUGCAGUGACGGGAACUUCGACCUUUUAUGGAGGAAACCUCAGUGGUGGAACUUGUUCCUUUACCACCAUGGGCUCCCUUCCAUCUGGUAUCUAUGGAACGGCAUUCUCAGGAUCCUCGUGGAAUAGUGCUGCAAAUUGUGGAGCAUGCCUCGACGUGACGGGCCCGAAUGGCAAAACUAUUCGAGUCAUGGUGGUGGACAAAUGUCCCGAGUGUGAGACUGGCCACCUUGACCUAUUCCAAGAUGCCUUUGCAAAGAUUGGCGAUAUAAGUGCUGGCAAGAUUGCCACAUCUUACACGCCAGUGGCCUGUGGGAUUUCUUCUGCGUUCAAGCUCCACAACAAGAGUGGCACCAGCAAGUAUUGGUUUAGCAUGCAAGUUGUGAAUCAUAACCAGCCGAUAUCCAAGCUAGAGGUCUCGACCGACGGAGGCUCUACGUGGAAGAGCACGACUAGGCAGGACUACAACUUUUUCGAGAAUAGCAGCGGAUUUGGAACCGACACUGUCGACGUUAGGGUCACAAGCACAAACGGCAAGUCAAUCACUGUCAAAAGCGUCAGUGUUGCCAGUGACUCAUCAGUCACGGCUGGAUCCAACUUUUGA
Molecule: messenger RNA, 678 nt
Organism: Pestalotiopsis fici W106-1
Lineage: Eukaryota; Fungi; Ascomycota; Sordariomycetes; Amphisphaeriales; Sporocadaceae
Exons: 3
Coding region: 1-678 (225 amino acids)
Source: RefSeq, a predicted model, not a curated record